AUGUUCUCUCUUCGUAUUGGCUCCAUGUCCUGGCUUGAACUUAUAGCUGGUGCCCUUUCUAUCUUCCUUCUAUUCUUUUACCUAUACAAUCGUGCUCUUCCCAAGCCUAUCCCCGGAAUACCAUAUAACAAACAUGCCACAAAGCGCCUCCUCGGAGACCUUCCGGACCUGAUGGGGCAUCAGAAGCACACAGGGGAGCAACGCCGAUGGUUUGCGAUGCAGAACCAGAAGUUCAACUCCCCAGUCUGUCAAGUCUUCAUCCGCCCGUUCGGAAAGCCGAGAGUGGUUCUAUCGGACUUUCGAGAGGCCCAAGAUAUCCUUUCGAAACGAUUGAAGGACUUUGAUCGCAGCGAUAGAGCCCGGGAGGCAUUUGCAGGUAUCAUCCCCCACCAGAUGCUUUCUUAUCAAACAGUGGAUCCCAAGUUCAAGAAGCACAGAGAGCUGAUGAGGGAUCUCAUGUCACCAAAGUUUCUCAACCAAGUCUCAGGUCCAGAGAUAUACUCCAAAGUCAACAGUCUCGUUAGACUCUGGCACGAGAAGUGCUUGCAUGCCGCUGAACAUCCAUUUGAUGGAAAGAGAGACCUCCAAAGAGCUACUCUCGACGUUAUCACAGCUGUCUCCCUUGGACUAGACGAUGAAAAUAGCGCUACUAAACGGCAGCUGGAUGACAUGUUGGCCAGGUCUAGCGCGGGUGUUACCUUCAUGCAGCCCGAGACGAAGAUUGUGGACUUCCCCGUUCAUCCCUUGACAGAAGAGUUAGAUGCAACCCUGACUAUUGUUGAGAGCUCAUCAGUUGGCUUCUCGUCGCCGAUACCCCGGUGGCACUAUUGGGUCAUUAGUCACUUUCCGUACCUGAAAAACGCCGCCAGAGUUAGGGAGGAGUGGACGCGACGAGAGAUCGACAAGGCGGUCGAGGCAAUCUCCAAAAAUGGCUCCGAUAACGAAUGGGCAACACGUUCGGCACUCGAGUUUAUGGUACUUCGAGAAGCCGCCGCUGCUAAGAAGGCCAAUAGACCACCGAGAUUCCAUCGCCGGCGCAUCUACGACGAACUGUUUGGAUACAUUAUCGCAGGGCACGAUACAACCGGUGCUACUCUUUCGUGGGGUGUGAGAUACAUUGCGGAUGCUCCGCAAGCACAAAGGAAACUCCGAUCAUUUCUUCAAGAUGCCUUCUCCAGCGCUCUUGCAGAGCAUCGCCAGCCGACGAUAGACGAGAUAACCAGUUCAUCCAUUCCAUAUCUUGAUGCUGUCAUCGAGGAGAUCCUGCGUCUCAGUGCGGUGCUCCCAAUCAUAAGUCGAGAAGCAAUGGCCGACACAACUAUUCUCGGACACGCCAUUCCAAAAGGCACCGUCGUGUUCUUUACACUAAACGGACCCAGCCUGAUGAAGCCGGCAAUCGAGACCCCCGAGAUUGUUCGGAGUGAGAGCUCACGGGGUACAAAGAGUCGAUACGGAGAGUGGCGCGCAGAGGAUGUCGAGCAAUUUAUACCCGAGCGAUGGAUAGAUGUUGAUGACAAAGGCGUUGAGACUUACAACGCCAUGAAGGGGCCGUUUCUCACGUUCGGUAGUGGACCACGAGGCUGCUUUGGGAGGAGGCUUGCUUACCUCCAGCUUCGGAUCUUCUGGGUGUUGCUUAUGUGGAACUUUGAGUUUCUCCGCGUUGAUCCUGAGCUCAGGACUCAGGAUGUUGUAGAGAAUGUUGGGGUAGAGCCGCGUGAGAGUUAUGUACGACUGAGAAGGAUAGGGAGUCCUUUGUAA
Fusarium fujikuroi IMI 58289 is the source of this 1758-nucleotide messenger RNA. Its product is annotated as related to TRI13-cytochrome P450. The record is from RefSeq and is a predicted model, not a curated record. Bases 1 to 1758 code for a protein of 585 amino acids. The transcript is spliced from 3 exons. Lineage: Eukaryota; Fungi; Ascomycota; Sordariomycetes; Hypocreales; Nectriaceae. Gene Ontology annotation, molecular function: oxidoreductase activity, acting on paired donors, with incorporation or reduction of molecular oxygen; monooxygenase activity; heme binding.